Molecule: messenger RNA, 6682 nt
Organism: Pelobates cultripes (western spadefoot toad)
Lineage: Eukaryota; Metazoa; Chordata; Amphibia; Anura; Pelobatidae
Source: the annotation of a GenBank genome assembly
AUGGAUCCUACUAGCACUCCGGUAACUUUGUAUAAUGACAAUUCCACGUCAAAUCCCACCAUUUUUCCAAGAUCUGGAUAUAACAUUUUGGCAUUUGUGAUGUUUCUAAAUGCUGUGUUUUCAAUAUUUAACAACACGUUAGUAAUUCUAGUGACUUUAAAAUAUCCUCAGCUUCGGAAUCCUAUGAAUAUUUUUAUCUUAAAUAUGUCAUUUUCAGAUUUGAUGAUGACACUUUGUGGCACUACAGUUGUGGUUAGUACCAACUAUCAUGGAUAUUUCUACCUGGGUGAAAACUUCUGCACUUUUCAGGGAUUUGCUGUAAAUUAUUUUGGUAAGUUACAACUGUAUCAUUUUAUUGCUUUAUUCAUUUUAAAUAUUAUAGGUUUAUGCCAAAAUGGAAUAGAUUUUAAUAACACUCUGGAUUUUAAGUAACUCUUCUCUGGGUGGCUUUAGUUGAUAUGAGUUUAAAGUCACUACAAUUUGUUGUUUAGUGAAUCCUGUCUUUUUAAUUUUCACUCCUUAUACUAACAUAGUGAUUCAGUUAUUAUUAUUAUUAUUAUUAUUAUUACCUAAUACUUGUGCUGCUAUGGGAAGCAUUUGUAGUAGUAUGACUGCAGAGUUGGGAAAAGUAAAAUAAAAAUAUCACAUUCCAUUUGCCAAUAUUCCUUAUCAGAUAUUUUGUGCAUGACACCAGAAUAUUUUAAAAGGUUAAACUAAAAUGUAAUAUUUCUGCUUAAAAAUAACUUUAUGAUAUAUGAGUCAAGUUGUUAUGCUGUACAAAAUGCACUUUACACUGUUUGCACAGUACCUUCACCCUUUCAGAACCAGAGUUUGGCAAAUCUCUUGUUAUCUGGGCAGUCCUAUCGUGUCAUUGAUCCAGUAGGGGUUAAUUCAAAGUUAAAUCAUUAUGUCCUUUUUUACAUAGCAACAGAGGUUAUAAGCCUGAAAUAAAAUGUAAUGCAUCAAUUAGAUGUUUAGAUAUUCAUAUUUCUACUAUUGCCAGUUACUUAAAACUAAGUUUUGUACUGAAAAACAGCAGAAAAAUAAUCUCCAUUCUGUUCAUCAAAACAAUUAUUCUCGGUGGACUAUUUACACAGAGUUGGGAGUUGUGGCUAUCCGACCACCAGUUCUGAAAAACUGAGCUAGAGAAGUUAAGUUUGCAGAACUCUUUAACUUGGCAAACUCAGUGAUUAUUGAGUAACUGUGCAAUGGUUAGUGAACGGAUCCAAUAGUUUAGGAUAAUCAAUUUAUUGUUUAUUAAAUUGACCGCCAUGGUUUUGAAGUCAGCUCAUUCGGUACUAAGGUACAGCUACAAGUGUACUAAAUUAUCAAAAAAAAUGUAUCCAUAUUUCUUAUGUAAACAUAUUUUCUCCUAAGACAUGCUUUAGAACUCUUUUCCCAAAACAUCUGACUUAAUAUAUUAUUUUUUCUUUGUUGCAGGAAUAGUUUCGCUGUGGUCUCUGACCGUCCUGGCAUAUGAGAGAUAUAACGUAGUGUGUCAACCAAUAGGAGCAUUGAAGCUAAGCACCAUAAGAGGUUAUCGUGGACUGGCAUUUAUCUGGCUCUUCUGUCUUAUUUGGGCCAUUGCCCCAUUGUUUGGCUGGAGCUCUUAUGCUCCAGAAGGUGUCCAGACCUCUUGUUCCAUCGGCUGGGAAGUAAGAUCCUGGAACAACUACAGCUACUCAAUCACCCUAUUUAUCACAAGUUUUAUCAUUCCUGUAGGUAUUAUAGGAAUGUCAUAUGGAAGCAUUAUCCUCUCUUUGUACAAGGUAUGUUUCACACUGUGUAAAAUAAACUUCAUGUCUUUUUGUUAAAAUAAUUAUUUUACAAAAAUAAAUAAAAUUUCACAUUGAGAGAGUUUCUAUCCUAGUGCAUAUCAAAAAUAAAUAAAAAUAAAUUAAUGAACAAAACGCAACCAUUUUAAGUAGAUCAAGGAUGCUCAAAAGGUAUGUGAUGAGACCAAUCUCGCCACUGUGCAUUGGAGGAGCCUGGUUGCCUGCCUGCUGCCAUUUGACUAUGGACCGGCAUUUAAAUACUUUAUUUUCCUAUGCAGAAAGGUCUUUUCAUGUUUUCUGCCCUGGCGUUCGGUAGAUUCUCGGAUUUACUGAAUGAACUCAUUUAACCCAGAUAGCUAUGCCAUGAAGUCUAAUAAAAGACUUUGGCUCCAUGGCAAUUGAACUGUAUGUGUGUGUGGUCUCAGCGCCAUUCAGUAUUAAUGUGUGCUCAGCCCUAAGCUAUCUGGGCAUAUGUUGCAUAUUUUUUUUUUUUCAUAAAUGUAACCAUGUGUAUUUUAUUGUAUUUUACUGUCUUUUUACUGCCAUGUGCUUAAUGGAGUUUUGCCUCUGUCCUUGGAGAUAAUUGGAUUAAUUCCCAAUUAUCUACAGGAUAGAAGACUAUGUGGAACUGGUUUUGGGCAGAAAAGCCAUGCUUCCUUUGGUCACAAAGGACUUCGAUCUAUCUUUUGAACCAAUGGACCAAUUUGGAUGAUUUUGUUAUGUUUGUAUUUGGAGUAUGUUGAUUCUGAAAAUGUUUUAUGUGAAUGUGAUGCAUACUUUUAAAGUUAUGAAUAAUGUGGAAAAACUGUAUUUCUCUGCCUGUGAUAAUUACAUUACCCAUUGUGUAAGGUAAUUCUAUCACAGGCAGAGGGGAGGAUUUUGUGUGGGAGUGUCUGAGUGUAUUGUACGUGUUUAUUGGUUGUUUUCCAAAAUCCUGUGGGUGGUACUAAUGUGUAAGAAUGUGUAUAUAAGAACAAUAAGCCUACAGCUCUGUCUGUUCCUGCUUGACCCUCAAAACGGAGCCUUGUCUCGUUCUUGGGGGGAUUUAUUGUCUGCUGUUCCAGUUUCAACUCCUGGGAGUGUAAACCUAUUCGUAUGGUUUUUCCUGUUCGGCUGUUUACAGCAUUCGUAUGUUUGAGAGCAUUCAUAUGCUUCUUCGGUUCGGUGUAUUGGUGUCUACAAUAGCUGUGCCUGUGUCUCUGGAAGGGAAGAUCUACUAAAUGACGGUUUAACCCUUUUAUGCCUGGGGGUGCCAUUACAAGGUAGAUCCCCAGAUGUUGUAGAACUACAGCCCCCAUGAUGCUUUGCAUGCCUUUAUAAUUACAAAGCAUCAUGGAAGAUGUAGUUUUAAAAUAUCUGGGGAAUCUACCUUUUGCGCAUCCCUGAAGAAGACCGUUUUGUAUAUGCUUUUAUUUUUUUAAGUGUUGAUGAAUAUGUUUGUGCAUUGUACAUUAAAUUCUAGUUGUAUAUGAAUAUGACAUUUCAAAUAUUACCUAAAUCACCAGAGAGAACUUUGGCAGAUAAGCUAUGGAUUGCCACCUUUGCAAUUGAAUUAAUUUUUCUAUAUGAGUCAGAAAAUCCCUGUGCCCUACUUUAUCAACUCUCUUUACAUCAUUCCAUAAAGCCAGCUUCAAAACAACGUACGACACAAUUAUUAUAUAUUUCUUUAUUUUUUUAGGAGCGUAGGGGUGGGUUGUUGUCAUUUCUUUUUCACUUGUCUACUCACUACUUUGCAACGAGACCUAACCUAGCUUUUUUUCUGCAGGUAUCUCCUCUCUUCCUUACGAACCCACGAGUGUACUUAACUGCCUGUUUCAAAUUCAAGAAGUGUCCAAAUAUUUAAUCUUAUUUUCUACAUUUUAUUUCACACUCCAGAUGUUUUCUGUAGGUUUUGAUGCUAAACAGCUAGUCAAGGAUUUAAAUCAUCUUUUAUUCACGCCAUAAAAAAUUGUCUUUAUAAAUUAUAUAACUUUCCUCACUUUAGAUGGAUUAAUCUUCAGAAUACGUACAAUUAGAAUGUAACCACCUGCUAUGCAAUAGAUUGGAUACAUAAUGCUUAAAUACACUAUUGCAGGGGUCCUCAAACUCUGGCCCCCCAGGUGUUGCUGAACUACAACUCCCAUGAUUCUUUGAAUUACAUAGAUAGCCAGAGAAUCAUGGGAGUUAUAGUUCAGCAACAUCUGGGGGGCCGGAGUUUGAGGACCCCUGCACUAUUGGAUCUGGGUUUGUUCACAUAUAACCUUAUAAAAUCCUUAUUUUGUGUUAUUUAUACACUAUCUCACUAUAUCACUAUCACUAUCUCAAGCAAUAACAGAGGAUCCCUUGAUAUUUACGAUGCAUAUACUACAGCAUAAAUAUUGCUUGAUAUAGAUUAAGACCUUAUAAUUGUGAGGUCAUACAGUAAAUCAGAUAUGUGAUUAAAAUGCAAAUUAGCAAGUGAUGCAACAGUCCUGUGCAUGCAAGGCAAGAGAGGGCUACAAACAAUUAGAAUGGCUAGAAAUGUGGUCACGAGAUUCAGAACAAGUCAAUGUACAAAAUAAGGAAAUGAGUACACAAGAAAAAAAUAUGUAUUUCUUGUAAUAUUUUAGCCUAAAUCUAUUCUUGGUUCACAAUCACUGCUUCUUGAAAAGAUCCCUCUAUAAAACUCAGAAAUUACUUCUUGUUUGUGUUUUUGUUUUUAUUUCUCUUCUCAAAUAGCUGAACCGGAAAAUUGAAGAACAAGGAGGAAAGACCAAUCGUGAAGAAGAAAUACGAGUUGCUGUCAUGGUCCUUUUAAUGGUGGUUGCCUUCCUUGUGUGCUGGCUACCGUACACCAUCUUCGCAAUGAUUGUGGUUAUUAAUCCAACACUUUAUAUUUCACCUCUUCUUGCAACUCUUCCUACGUAUUUUGCCAAGACCAGUCCCAUCUACAAUCCAAUCAUCUACAUAUUUCUUAACAAAGAGGUAUAUUUACUGCUAAUUUUACUGAGAACAAUAUACUGUGUUUAGGUGUAAACACAGCACAACAACAAUUGUCUGUAUUCUGGAAGUAAUUGUUAGUCAUCCAACUUUCAGGGGCAUUUUCCAGAAGUCAAACAGUGCUAUCUUUAGAAAUUAUUGCUUGAAGUAGAGUCCCCCCCAAUAAUUUAUAUGUACGGUUGGGGGGUGUAAUUUUUAAGGUUUUUGCUUUUAAUCAAUGUAUACCUCAGAAAAGGCACAAUACAUUAAAAUGUAAAGCAAAGAUUUGCUAAUGUAGUCAAUUCCAAUUAGCUGGGAGUACAAAAACACACAUUGUCAUAGUGGUCUGAAGCUGUACCAAAUACUUUUAAAGAUGAAAUCUAACUAAAUGGGUCCUACUGCAUACAUUGUGGCUCACAAACAUUGGCACAGGAUUUACUUGAGAUAUUCACAAAACUUAACACACCAGACACACACCAUUAAUGAGAUUGCCUAAUUCAAAGCUGUGUUGGGCUGACUUACAGCUGCACAGAUUUUUACUAAUUGUGGCGAGUUCUUGCAGCAUACUCUCUGCGGCAUAUAUUUUGCUAUCAUGCAAAGCUGUUUUUGUAUUUAGGCUGACACUUUGAUGACGAGUGCACAUAUACGAACAAGCAACUAUUUUUGGUGGUACAGUAGAAGGAUUCAUCUUCAAAAAAUUUAGAGUUUCAGUACAAUGUGUGGAGCUCUUAUUUAAUUAACACCAGUGAAUGUAAUAUGUGUUACAAAUAAUACCUUUUGAGUGAAUAGGAACGUUGAAUUGUAGAUAAUAGUAUAUACCCUUUAAAAAAUAAAAUAAACAUAAAAACGUAAUAGACUAAAAAAUCUUAAUUAAGUAACAUUUGAACACAUACAUGGACUAGAGCUAAGAACCUAGCUCCUACAUCCUAGGAUACGGGUGGCAUGGUCCUUUCGACUCUCAACUUGUGAGUACAUAUACUUACAUAUAUAUUUAUUCUAUCAUUUGCACUAGUACCCUAUGUGCAUAUCACUUCCUUUGAUAUAUAAGAAGAAGAGGAUUUAAUUUACCUGGUUUACACAGUUACCAAGAAGGGAGGGGUCGCCUGUAUGGAUCCAAACAUCUAUUAUACCAGAGCUAGGUUCUUAGCUCUAGUCCAUGUGAGUGUUCAAUUGUUAUUUAAUUAAGAAUUUUUGGUCUACUACGUGGUUAAACCAUGUUGAUUAUUUAAUGUUUUAAGGUAUACCCUGCUACCUAAAAAUCCAACAUACCUAUUCACUCAAAAGGUAUUAUUUGUAACACAUAUUACGUCCACUGGUGUUAAUUAAAUAAGAGCUCCACUGAUUUUCUUGUUGUCAUUAUUGAGUUUAUUGGUGUAUCUCGGAGGAUUAUAAAUCACCAUGUGGAAGCUGCUAUAAUUGUAUGUUUUUUACACUCCAAAUAAUUUUAAAGGUAUCAUUUUAACACUUGUACACUUCAACACUUUAUUAUAUCAGUACAAUGUGUACCUGAUCAUGUAGAAAUAUAUUUGCUUUAUAAUAUAUUUCUAUAUAUUUGUUUUAAAAUAGUCACAUGAAAAUGCUGAAAAGUAUAAAGCAAAACUCCCUGGCUUCAAAAUGGCCUUUUUAAUGAAUUUAGGAGAACCGAUUAAUGGAUUUCAGAAAUACCAUGGAAUCAUUGUGGCAGGUCAAUAUGAAUGUUGAUUUAAAUUGAUACUUGGUCAUAGGGCUUGGGUGAUAGUGUCUAUUAAUGAUGAGUACAUUUUAGAUUCAGUACUGCCAGUCAUUUAAUAUAAUGUUUCUAAGUUAUUAUUACAUUUGUUCAAUACAUAUUGUUUUCUUUGUAGUUCCGAAACUGUGCUGUUAUGUUUCUAACCUGUGGCCACAUAAGCCUGUCCACACCAGAAGAGGAGACUGCAUCUGUUGAAAUACAAAUUAUCUCCAAACAAAAUCAAGUUGCUCCGGCAGAGUGA